Macadamia integrifolia is the source of this 1735-nucleotide messenger RNA. Its product is annotated as mitochondrial phosphate carrier protein 1, mitochondrial-like. Gene Ontology annotation, molecular function: phosphate transmembrane transporter activity. Bases 436 to 1440 code for a protein of 334 amino acids. The record is from RefSeq and is a predicted model, not a curated record. Gene Ontology annotation, cellular component: mitochondrial inner membrane. The transcript is spliced from 6 exons. NCBI's taxonomy places the organism in Eukaryota, Viridiplantae, Streptophyta, Magnoliopsida, Proteales, Proteaceae. Gene Ontology annotation, biological process: mitochondrial phosphate ion transmembrane transport.
UUAUUGUUUUUUCAUUAUCUUUUGCAUCAUUUUAGGAUUGCAUUUCUACAUAGGUUAGGGGACUAAGGUUUUCGGUCUGGUUUGGAGUAUGGAAGUAUGGGUUUUCCAUCCUCUCAGCUGUAAUUUUGCAUGCGAUGCGCUCGCUCUCUAUCUUCACGAAGAAUGAAAGGGUCGUUUGGCAAACGAUGUCUGAGUCUUAUUCUGUUUUCUGGCCUUGCGUUUGUGCUGUAAACGUGGACGAAUCUCCAGCGAGCGAAGCUUCCGUCAAGAAUCGAUUCUUGUUCAAACUUGGACAACACAAAAGCUUCUCUCUCGUCAACAAACCCCCCGAGAACCCUGGAGUGUUGCUUUGGAGUUUUUGGAGAGCGAUACAGUCUCUGUCACCUCCUCGCUCGCGGCAGUGUCUCUUGGCUUUUGGUGGUUUUGGUUAGAAAGAUGAGGUUAUUUGACUUAUUUCCUCAGCUAGAAGCCGCUUUGGAACAAGAAGCAGGUAACAGACAAUUUACAAACAAGGAAGCCAAGAAGAGUGCGGCUGAUGAAAGAUUCUGUGAGGAAUUCUCACCAGCUUAUUAUGGGGUUUGCACCAUUGGGGGAAUGCUCAGUGCUGGGAUGACCCAUCUCGCUAUUACUCCUCUGGAUGUCUUGAAGGUGAAUAUGCAGGUGAACCCUAUCAAGUAUAACAGCAUUUAUUCUGGGAUAAAUAUUCUCUUGAGGGAAGAAGGCCCUUCUGCCCUAUGGAGAGGUUGGACUGGGAAAUUUUUUGGAUAUGGUCUUCAAGGCGGCUGCAAAUUUGGUCUAUAUGAAUAUUUCAAGAAACUUUACUUUGAUGCGUUAGUAGACCAGCACAGGAGCCUCAUCUACUUCAUCAGCAGUGCAUCUGCUCAAGUGUUUGCUGAUGUGGCUCUCUGCCCCUUUGAAGCUGUCAAAGUCCGUGUUCAAACACAACCUAAUUUUGCGAAGGGCUUAGGUGAUGGAUUUCCAAAGUUAUAUGCAACUGAAGGCCUCUCUGGCUUUUACAAGGGUCUUGUGCCACUUUGGGGUCGAAAUCUUCCAUUCUCUAUGAUUAUGUUUUCGACGUUUGAGCAUUCUGUGGACUUAAUAUAUCAUAAUAUCAUUCAAAGAAGAAAGGAGAACUGCUCAAGAACUCAACAGCUAGGGGUGACAUGUGUAGCUGGCUAUACAUCCGGAGCUGUUGGCACCUUAAUCUCUAAUCCUGCGGACAACAUUGUUGCAUCUCUUUAUAACAAAAAGGCUGAUAAUGUGACGCAGGCUGUAAAGAAAAUUGGGCUUGUCAAUUUGUUUACAAGAAGUCUACCUAUCAGGAUCACAAUUGUUGGACCUGUUAUAACCUUGCAAUGGUUAUUCUAUGACACCAUUAAAGUCUUAACUGGGCUGCCAACAAGUGGUGGUCAUAACAGUCUCAAGGAAGAAGUGGACUGAACGGCUUAAGCUAUAAAUGGGCAGCCAUUUAACCUUUGUUACUUCAGCUUAGUUGUCAUUGAUACAGAAUCACUAGCUUGUGGCUUUCCAAUUGAAGUGGUAAUUGGGGUCAUCAAAUCAUUGCUGUUCGAUACUACUACAGCAAAUGACACCUUUUCUUUCUGCUAUCAAUUUUUCUGGUUGUAGUUCAUUGCGAUUACAAAUGUUACUGUCUCCCCUGCUUGAGCAAUGUCCAUUUCUUCGUCGUUGAGUGGAGAAAUAUGAUGAUUCAAUAUGUUUAACAGAAUUUCUCUCU